Salvelinus namaycush (lake trout) is the source of this 1124-nucleotide messenger RNA. Its product is annotated as FRAS1-related extracellular matrix protein 2-like. Bases 27 to 1052 code for a protein of 341 amino acids. Lineage: Eukaryota; Metazoa; Chordata; Actinopteri; Salmoniformes; Salmonidae. The transcript is spliced from 4 exons. The record is from RefSeq and is a predicted model, not a curated record.
CGGCUGAGUUCAGUCUGAACACUCAGAUGUUGCUGCUGUCUAAAAGAACUCUGUGGCUGUCUGAUGGAUCCAUGGGCUUCGGACAGGAGAGCGACACAGCCUUCUCACAAGGGGAUAUGAUCUAUGGCAGAGUGAUGGUGGAUCCAGUCCAGAACCUGGGAGAUUCCUUUAUCUGUAACAUAGAGAAGGUGUUCCUGUGCACCGGCGCGGAUGGAUACGUGCCCAAGUACAACCCCAACAACAAUGAGUAUGGCUGUCUGGCUGAUGCUCCCUCGCUGCUCUACAGAUUCAAGAUCAUCGAUAAGGCCCAGCCAGAGACCCAGGCCAGGUUGUUUGGUAACGUGGGGUUCAGGGCUCUGCUGGCUGUAGACGACCCUCAGGCCCUGGCCCUGGUCAGACAGCCUGGAUCUGACGGCUUCAGCAUGGACUCUACAGCACUGUUCCAGGUGUCAGCAGGGAGAGAGUGGUUCAUCCACACCAUCUACACUGUCCGCUCCAGAGAGAACGCCAACAGGGGCAUCGGGAAGAGAAGUCUGGAGUACCACACACUCAUCCAGCACAGCAGUAUGGCUGCAGGAGGCCACUCCCUGACCCAACACAGCAGCAUGGACAGAGAAACCCAGCGUCAAACUAUGGCUGCAGGAGGACUGUCACUGUCCCAGUCCCAAUCUCGCUCCAAGCGGUCAGCAAACGGGGUGCCAGACCUAACAGAGGACAUCGGCCUGGACAACAACCGUGGCACCAACAUUCUCCAUAUCUCCCUGGACCUCAGCCGCCAGCGCCGCACCAGCCCUGACCGGGAGGUCCUCACUCGGGGUGUGGUGCCCAGGGAGCUGAACCAUCCUGUGGAGAGCGAGGACAGCCUGGUCUUGAUCAUAGGGAUCCUGGUGGGCCUCCUCCUCACCAUCCUCAUCAUCAUCGUCAUAGUGCUAACCGUACGGUCCAGACAGGAAAAGAAGAAGAUGGAGGUUCCCACGGCAACGUCAUGCUCCACUGAGCCCAUGAUGACAUCAGGGUUCACUAGCGGUGGCUUGGACAGCUCAGAGGUCUGAUAGACAGACAGACUUCGACAUGACCACUGAGACAGACAGACUGACUGACAGAUAGACAUUCACCACAGAAAA